Molecule: messenger RNA, 1487 nt
Organism: Populus nigra (black poplar)
Lineage: Eukaryota; Viridiplantae; Streptophyta; Magnoliopsida; Malpighiales; Salicaceae
Product: SUMO-conjugating enzyme SCE1
Exons: 4
Coding region: 752-1150 (132 amino acids)
Biological process (GO): protein sumoylation
Cellular component (GO): nucleus
Molecular function (GO): SUMO conjugating enzyme activity
Source: RefSeq, a predicted model, not a curated record
AAUUUUGAUUUCUCGUUUUUAUUAGCUUGCUCUUGUUUUCUAUUUUGGGUUUUCUUGCUUGUAUAAGAUAUUUACUGUUCUUGACUCUCCCAAUCUAGUUCUGGUUUGUAUGCCGAGAAGCAAGAACAAUUAUAGCGUUCAGAGGCUAAAAUUACUUGUAGCUUAGGCUCAAGGAUUUUGUGCCUUGAUCAUGUUAAAUUUUAUUUAUUUCUUUUUGUUAAGGCGGUGUCAUGCUAUAGGGUGAUACAUAAAUCAAAUGGUUGAGUUCAAGUAUAAUGGCGAGAUAAACUGGAGGUGAGGUAGUUGAUCAGGCAUCUGUAAGAUUUAAGUUGCCGGGCCUGUUCUCUACGUGAUGUGUCAUUAAAUUUUACUUUUUAUGCCACAACUUACAAACCAUGAUGUUAGAUUUUAAGAUUGUUGAUAAACUACUGGGAAAAAAAGUUGUAAUCUAUCAAAAUUGAAAGUUUUGUGGCAAUUUUGAAAGGUAUUUGACAUUCUUUAAUUAGCUGGAUUAUGUCAAGUUCUAUUUAGAAUCUUGAGUAUCUAGCUAGCUUCCUAUUAUUCAGUCAUUCUCCUGCUCUAUUGAUUAGUAAAGUUAAAGCAUUUAGAAUCUGGAGUAUUUAUCCUGAUUGUUUUUUUUUUCAAAGUUGUAACAGUGUUGUUAUUGGAUUGAAUCCAGUCCCUGCUUGUACAAAUUUGAAUCUCAUCGUAUGAAAUUCCCAGUGAUCUUACUUGUCUUCUCUAUCUUGGCAUGGACUUGCACAGCCAGAUGCAACUUACCUGGUUGAGAAUUGUUGCUGCUGUGCCUGUCAAUUUAUCAACUGAUUGGGAAGGUGGUUAUUUUCCUCUUACACUCAACUUCAGUGAAGAUUAUCCUAGCAAGCCACCAAAGUGUAAAUUUCCUCAGGGUUUCUUCCACCCUAAUGUAUAUCCAUCUGGAACUGUUUGCUUGUCAAUCCUUAAUGAGGACAGUGGAUGGAGACCAGCCAUCACAGUGAAGCAGAUUCUUGUGGGUAUCCAGGACUUGCUGGACCAGCCAAAUCCUGCUGAUCCUGCCCAAACUGAAGGUUAUCAUCUGUUUAUCCAGGAUGCUGCAGAGUACAAGAAAAGAGUGCGCCAGCAAGCUAAGCAAUACCCUUCUCUUGUCUAAAUGAAAGCUAGCGUUUCUGAUUACUGUUGGUUCUUGGUAACUGUCCGUUGUCUGCAAUUGUGUGAUGCUGAACUUGUUUUUCCUGGUUAUAGUUGGAACUUGGUAAAUGUUGAUGGCCUUCGUAUCCUACUGCAUGGUUGAACUUCUGUUUUGUCCCAAAUUUGAUUCCUUUUAAUAUUUUACAGCACACUAGUUAGGGAAUGAUACCUGUUCGUGUUUAUAUCAGAUAGAAAUCUAAUGAUCCUCCUGAGCGUAUUUCUGUAAUGAAUGCCAAACAAGAGAAAAUUUGGAUUGCCACUAUAGUUUAAGAUAAAAGGCUUCUUAUUCUCCACUGUUA